Molecule: messenger RNA, 2617 nt
Organism: Rattus norvegicus (Norway rat)
Lineage: Eukaryota; Metazoa; Chordata; Mammalia; Rodentia; Muridae
Source: RefSeq, a predicted model, not a curated record
AUGCCUUCUUCUGGUGCGUAUGAGGACAGCUACAGUGUACUGAUAAAAAUUUAUUUAUUUAUUUCAUGUAUGUGGGUACACUGUCACUGUCUUCAGACACACCAGAGGAGAGCAUCGGAUCUCAUUGCGAGUGUCGCUAUUAGUGGUCUGGAUUCUGCAGAUAUAGAAGUUGCAGACAGCCGUUUGCCUCAUGCCACUCUUGUGGAACAUCGACCCCAGCAUCAAAGAUCUGACACGCAGGGUCCACGUAUGGAGCCACUUCCAGUAAUCCAGAAUAAGGCAAGCUAUGCUUCGAGACUACCCCAAGCCACUGGCCGAUUUUCUGUGGAGCUGGUCAGAGGUCCUGCAGGCUUUGGUCUCACUUUAAGUGGAGGCCGUAAUGUAUCCGGGAAUGUGCCGUUGGCUGUAUGUGGACUGCUGAAGGAUGGGCCAGCACAGCGAUGUGGUCAUUUGCAGGCUGGUGAUCUUGUGCUCUAUAUCAAUGGACAGUCAACACGGGGCCUCACUCAUGCCCAGGCAGUGGAAUGGAUUCGCACUGGAGGCCCCCGCCUUUGCCUGGUACUCCAGCGGCCUCAAGAGAUGAAUGGCAGUAGGAGCAAGGAGGUUGGAGGAGGACAUCAGAAGACAGAUCGCAUCCCAGAUCCUAGGGGAGGCAGGAUGAUGGAGUCUCGCGGCACCAUUUCCCCAGUUCACCACCGGCCCAAGACCCGGACUGGUCCGGGACCUAGUCCAGAGUCAGUGGCUACUGGCCACGUGGUUCGCGCAGCAGAGCACCCCGCAGAAGACCUGGAAGACCGUAUCCCUGGUUCCCCUGGGCCCUGGCUGGUGCCGAGCGAGGACAGGCUCUCACGGGCUUUAGGGAUUCGGGGUGGUGGCGUGCAGCUCGCUCAGGAGAUGGCAGCCGGAAGGCGGAGGCAUUGAGCACCAACAGACAGCUCAGUGCUCACUAGGUGAAGUCCCACAAGGUUCUAAUAAGCCGGACCGCCAGGCUCUAAGCUUUUCCCUUACAGAUUUAACAUGGUUUAGUACCUUCCCACUGCUCACUGCACAGUGGACUGGUCCCCACCCCUUCAAGACGCCAGUAGUAUGGCCCUCCCAGAGCCCAGAGCGCUCGCACCCCACCACCCCCACGUCCGCGUGCGCACAGCUUCUCCUAGUUCCCUCUCAGGCUGGGAGGCAAUAAAAUAGCUGGAUCCAGUUCUGACUUGCUAGGUGCUCUAGGCGGGGUGAGGCUUCCCAGUCCACCCUGGAAGGGAGGGGUGGGUUGAUCUAGUUUCGAUGAAGUCCCUUUGAAACCAUCCGAAAGCUACGUGCUUCAUGCCUCCAGAUGGGUCUUUAUUUCUGCUUGCUCCCUAGUUUGCUUUGCUAACCCCUGCCCUUCAUUCAUUCAUUUCACUUCCGGAGUACGCACAGUAUUGCUUGUGGCGUGGGUAAUGCAGAAGUGGGCCUGUUGUGGGAGUGUCCCAGUAAGCUCAGGGUUCCCGCAUGGAAUUCUUCAGACCCUUAGCUGACAUCAAGAUAGCAAAUCUAGAAGCCUGGCGCCUUCCUCCACCCAGUGUCUGUGGUCUCCCACUUCCGGCUUGAAAAAUUAGCUUUAACUGUGGCGUGCUAUCCCAGGGGCGCGGGCUGGGGCCCUGGACCCCACUUUGAGACAGAGUGGGGAAGGUGUGAGUCAGCGUCCCGGGUAGGCCAGGCUAAAAAGAGCUGUUAGAAGUCUUUGGGCCACGCCUCCUCUUUUCCUUAGCCGGUGACAAACUGCACCGGGCAGUCCUGGUCUGGGAAGAGACUAAAGUUUCCUCCACCCUGAGAGUUGAGUCCUAAAAGCUUAUAUGGACAGAAGAUUCCAACCCGGAUAGCCACAAAGUAGGCGCUGGCCAAUGCUACAGAUGUCCAGUCACCUUGCUGUUAACCACAUCCUGAACAUUCAAUCCCAUCCCCCAAAGAGGGAAGUUGUGGUCUAAACAGGCAACUUUCUCCCCUGUAAGGAGGGUGAGGGGGAGGGGAGAAAUGACAGGUCCAGAGUCUCAGGUGGCAGUGGGGGUGGGGCGGGGCAGACUGCAAUCCAAACAGGGACAGCUGGGGUAUAAAGAAGUGAACACUUGAAGUGUUAGCAUGUGGUGACUUAUGACUCAGAGUACAGUGGGAGUAUGGUUCCCCAGAAGUCAGGAAAGGGUUCUAGUACACAAUUCCUAAACAGUCACACCCAGGGAACUAAUAUAGUAACCUCCACCACCAUUUACUCAGUUUAGCUUUACCCUGCUGCUAGCUUUAACGGGAUUUUUACUUUCAUCUGGUUAUACACCUACUCGACAACUCGGUCGGUCAGAUCAUUUCACAAAAGGGGAAAAUGAGGCCCAGAGAGUGCAAAUGGGCCCGGAGGGGGAGCACUCACAGCAAGAUUAGUUAAAGCUUGGUUUGGAAGCCUUUCAUGAUAAUCUUAGCCAGAUUUGACAAAGUCUAGUUGAACCAACUGGAUACCUGCUAGAGUGGUUCUAUGGUGAUGUCAGGGAGCUGCUAUAAUGAAAGUAGAUGGAUAUCAGUAAAGAAUGACAAGAAUCCAUAAAAGAUAACUUCCAAGAGAAGUGAUAGUUACAGCAAUAAAGGUUAUGGCUGGAGA